AUGAAGGAAGAACUCACUUUCACCGAAGAGACCUAUAUGGUGAUGAAGGAGGAACCAUUCAGUUAUGCAGAUGAAGCGAGGGAAGAAAUGGGCGACCUAAAAGUGGAACAGAAAUCUGAGAACUGCGGGAACAAGUGUUCAUCAGAUGUUCAUCAGGCGAUGCAGAAGGAAAAAAGUGUUGAGGAUGAACGCCCAAAAGUGGAAUCCACAAUGAAUCAUUUUGUAUGUGAGAAUAUGCAUAUCAGAGUACAUACAAAGAAGAAACCAUACAUUUGUGAGACUUGCAACAAGGCUGUCUCUCAGAAGUGCCAUCUAGUCAAGCAUAUCAGAGUGCAUACAAAGGAAAAGCCAUUCAUCUGUGAUAUUUGCAACUAUGUCUUCUCAGUAAAGUGUAGUCUAGUGACACACAUGAGAGUACAUACAAAGGAGAAACCAUUCAUCUGUGAUGUUUGCAACAGGGCCUUUUCAGAAAAGGGUGUUCUAGUGGUAAACAUUAGAGUACAUACAAAGGAGAAGCCACAUCUAUGA
Messenger RNA from Penaeus vannamei (Pacific white shrimp), 528 nucleotides. Lineage: Eukaryota; Metazoa; Arthropoda; Malacostraca; Decapoda; Penaeidae. The record is from RefSeq and is a predicted model, not a curated record.